ACACGCACACGGGUCACGGGCACGGACACGACGACAGCUCGGAAUCAGAAAAGCUUCAUCUUCAGCACCAGGCUCGCUCUUCUCUGCGUGGUGUGGGUCCCGUUGGAGCACGCCGAAGGAAAAAGCUGGCACCGCAGAGCACGUCGUGUAGACACGGAAUUUUAUUUGUUUUCCCGAAACCGUGUCUGACGUUUGUUGGAAGUGUCAAAAUCUUCGCACCGUUCGUUUGGUUCGGAUCAAACGCGGCAGAGACGCGCAUACUUCGCUGUCGGGAAGGGAUUGGGAUUGAUUGUGGGCAAAUGGUUGCAAAAUUCCGCUCAAUGUCCUCGCAAUGGCGUAAGCACAAGUCCACAGACCGCGGUGGUGAUUUUCAUUGAACAAUUGAUCGUUUGUUCCUUUGCCGGGUUCGGCUGAAAGUUCGGAUUGUCCGUGCCGGAGAGCUGUCAAAACGCAACAGGCGCCGCCGCCGCAGCGAAACGUCAAACGCUAAUCAGCCACUGCCGGGAACGAUUGCUGGAAACGGGACCGAAAACGCAUCACACACUUUUUGGCACGCAGGAAUACGACAUACGCGCCUAGCCAUGUUUGAAACACAAAUCAUCCACACCGAGCACAAGGACGUGAUACACGAUGUGGCCUACGAUUACUAUGGCCAGCGGAUGGCGACCUGCAGCAGCGACCAGUACGUGAAGGUGUGGGACCAGAACGAGCAGGGCGUGUGGAGCGUAACGGCCAGCUGGAAAUCACACUCCGGCUCGGUGUGGCGCCUGUCCUGGGCGCAUCCCGAGUUCGGGCAGGUGCUGGCGACCAGCUCGUUCGACCGCACCGUCUCGGUGUGGGAGGAGACGGUGGGCGAAAAGACAAAUCCGGCCAUGCCGCCGCUAAAGCGCUGGGUGCGCCGCACCAACCUGGUCGACUCGCGCACGAGCGUGACGGACGUGAAGUUUGCGCCCAAGUCGCAGGGCCUGAUGCUGGCGGCCUGCUCGGCCGACGGCAUCAUCCGCAUCUACGAGGCGCCGGACAUUAUGAACCUCUCCCAGUGGACGCUCUCGCACGAGAUCAGCGUCAAGAUACCGCUCAGCUGCCUCACGUGGAAUCCGUCCAUGUUCCGGCUGCACCCGCCAAUGAUUGCGGCCGGCAGUGACGACUCGUCGCAGAGCACCGGCGGCAAGGUGUUCAUCUUCGAGUACAGCGAGAACGCGCGGCGCUGGGCCAAGACGGAGACGAUCAACUCGAUCACCGAGCCGGUGCACGAUAUUGCGUUCGCCCCGAACGUCGGCCGGAGCUACCACAUCCUGGCGGUCGCUAGCAAGGAUGUGCAAAUUUUUAACCUCAAACCAAUCCUCGAUCCAACGGCAAACUCAAGACUGGAAAUACAGGCGGCCGCCCAGUUCGGGGACCACUACUGUACGGUGUGGCGCGUUACGUGGAACAUUACCGGCACCAUGCUAGCCUCGACCGGUGAUGAUGGGUGUGUUCGGAUGUGGAAAAUGAAUUAUUUGAAAAACUGGCGCUGCGCAGCGGUCCUCAAGGCAGAAAACUCCGAAUCGGCCCCGGAAACGUCGGUGACCGCUUCACUCAAGUCGAGCAUAGUGAAUGCAACGGCCAAGUACUACAAGCGAGGCACAAUCAGCCAUCCCGGGCAGGUUCCACGGCAUUAGCCGGCAUGCUGGAGACUUCCGUCGUCGUCGUCGUCGUCGUGGAGGUGUGGUACGAAAGGCGGAUGAAAGUUUGCGAUUACGGUACGAAUGGAAAUGUGUUCUGUUAAAUAAAUGCUACAAACCUAUUGUGAGAAUAAUAAACAUUCAACAAACAACAAA
Messenger RNA from Anopheles merus, 1820 nucleotides. It is a transcript of the gene Nup44A, whose product is annotated as nucleoporin seh1. The record is from RefSeq and is a predicted model, not a curated record. Gene Ontology annotation, biological process: positive regulation of TORC1 signaling; cellular response to amino acid starvation. Gene Ontology annotation, cellular component: nuclear pore outer ring; Seh1-associated complex. The transcript is spliced from 4 exons. The coding region runs from base 582 to 1661 and encodes 359 amino acids. Gene Ontology annotation, molecular function: structural molecule activity; protein binding. NCBI's taxonomy places the organism in Eukaryota, Metazoa, Arthropoda, Insecta, Diptera, Culicidae.